This is a messenger RNA of Chironomus riparius, 2788 nucleotides long. Lineage: Eukaryota; Metazoa; Arthropoda; Insecta; Diptera; Chironomidae. The record is from the annotation of a GenBank genome assembly.
AAUUUUUGAAUUUAAAAAUGCCGUUAUAUUUUUAAAAUUCAGAAAACUUUUAAAUUGAACAUUUAUAGACAUAAUUCGCAUCAAUGGUCGAUUAAUUGAGCCACUUUAAUUCACUUCAGAUCAACUGGAGGCAAUUCAUUAAUUCGAGACAAAAAAUAAAAAUAAAGACAAUUUAAAACGUGAAAAAAUGGAAAUUCUAAAAGUUGUGAUUACGUUGCUGCUACAAAUUUCCCUAAUUGCUGUUGCACAAAAUUCAACUCAAAGUGAAAAUAAUCAUGAUAAAAUUACACAAUUAAAUUUAUCGACUGAGAGUGAUGUGACAAAGCUCCUCGAAAACUCCACGAUACAAAGUACUGAUAACAAUAACUUAACGUCAACAGUAGCUGAAAAAACGUUAAAUGAUACCGAAACUCAGACAACAGUAGCUACCAGUACAGUGCCAACAACAACAACUGAUAUGUUGAUUCCACCAGCUACUGUUGAAGCACAAAUUGAGAAAUUAGAUGUUACGUCCAAAAAACCAUCAAGGCUGACAGUGAUAGCAGCACAAGCAUCAGAGGGCUGUCCAUCAUUCGAAAAUGCCAAUUCCUUAACUCAAACGCAAUUAUUUAAGCGUCUCGUUCAUCCGUGUCGUUAUGAUCGAAUUCAGAGACCUGAACCACGCGAUGAGAAUAACCAUGUUUUGCCUGUUGAUGUUUACGCUCGCGCUUAUAUUUAUUUUCUACAGAAUCUCGAAGCGCAUGAUUUACAAUUUAAGAUACAAGCAUUGCUUCAAUUGCGUUACGUUGACCCGAGACUUGUGUUUAGGGAAGUCGCUCCGAAUAAAACAACUCCAAUACUUGGUGAGGAUGAUUUAAGGAAGGAAUUGUGGGUGCCGCAUAUAUUCUUUGCAAAUGAACGAGAUUCUGGAAUUUUAGGAACACACGAAAAGGACAUACUUACCUCAAUUUCACCUGACGGAACUGUCAUCAUUUCUACAAGACUUCAAGCUACUCUAUAUUGUUAUAUGGAUCUCAGAAAGUUUCCUUUUGAUCAGCAACAAUGCAAAACAGUUCUCGAAAGUUGGAUGUACAAUGGCUCUCAAGUAAAACUUCAUUGGGAACCAAAAUCGCCAAUAACUUUAGGACCUGAUCAACAUUUAACUGAAUACGUUUUAAUGAAAACAUUUACAAAUGAGACAAUGAUUAAUGCUGAUCUUAGUGAUUUACGUCAUGGUGCAUUUGCAGGGAAUUAUAGUUCAUUAAGCUUUACAGUCGUUCUUGCACGUCAAAUGGGAUUUUAUCUUAUGGAUUAUUUCUUACCAUCAAUGAUGAUUGUUUCCAUUUCCUGGGUGUCAUUUUGGCUACAAGCUGAUCAAACAGCACCGCGUGUUAUGUUGGGUACGACAACUAUGUUGACCUUUAUCACUUUAGCAUCAGCGCAAGGCAAGACAUUACCAAAAGUUAGUUAUAUUAAGGCAUCUGAGAUUUGGUUCAUGGGAUGUACUGGAUUUAUUUUUGGAAGUCUAGUCGAGUUUGCAUUUGUAAAUACUAUUUGGAGGAGAAAGAAGAAUGUUGAGCUGAAGAAGGUCAAUACAUCGAAUAUUCUGAAGCAAACCUUAACUCCAAGACCGAUGAGGAAGGAUAUGAGCCACAGUCCAAAUUCUCUCCAAAAAUCCCAUUCAUGGUCGAAUAUUAAGGAACAAGAUCAGAAGUCACCGUUAAACGGAAGACAAUUUAAAUUCGACAAUAGUCUCACAGUUCACUCUUUGAUGUCAUAUUUACAGGGCUCGGGAUCAAUUCCGAUAAUAACGACUGAAAGUGUAGACGAUUUUAAAACAUACACAAACGGUGGCAUGUCGCAUGGACAUAGUGCUGUUUCCGUGACGAUAGAUGCACCACAAAAGGAACUAACCGAUAAAGAAAAAGAGCAACAAAAGAUAACGUGGACGACAAUGACACCACAGCAAAUAUCAAUGUGGAUCGAUAAGCGAUCACGAGUAUUCUUCCCAUGUGCCUUCUUCGUUUUUAACAUAUUCUAUUGGACAUUUGUCAAUAUUUAAGCUAGUAUUUUUCACUGACGAUUGUGACUGAGUUUAGAGAAAUUACGAACAUAUUCUUUAAAUUGUAUUAGAAAAUGUGUUGUUGGCCAUCUUGUGAAAGUGAUAUCAUUUUUUUAUAAGAGCAUUUUUAUAGAACUUACGUCAUUAUUUUAACUAUCUCCUGAUUAUUUAUUAUUUCUUUGACAUUUCUGUUAUUAUUUUUAAGUUAAUUGCUUUUUCCUUUGCUUGACAUUUACACUGUUUUAUUUCCAAGAGGAGUCGUUCGUAAGUGACAUUUAUGAUAUAAACUUUUAUGAAUGACCCCCAAAAAAUGAAUAACCCAAUUUUGUAAAAUCUCAUAAAAUUAAGAAAUCAGAAAUAUUUUCAUUUUAUAUUGCCAUAAAUUAUAACGAAAAAUCUAUAGUAAAUGAACAAACCUAUUCAUAGAGUGUGAGCUUUAAAAGUUCUCUCAUUUUAUAUUAAUCAUUUUAAGUAGCUGUAGAUUUUAUUAUAUUUUGAAAAAAUAACUCGAACGUGUUUUAAGUAAGACAAUAUAAAUAUUUGUGAGUGAGUCAUACAAUAAGUUUAUGUAAUGUAAUGAAGAGUGUCUAAUCGAGUCUUUUGUAUUUUAGAUUUAGAAUUAUUAUUAUUAUUAUUAUUGCCGUGUGAAGCAUUUCUAAUUAAUAAUCAAUAGAUUUAAAUUUACAUUAAAUUAUGUUCAAAAUACAAGAUAUAAGCUUGAAAAAGAUGAUUUAAACAAUUCGAAAA